UGCAAUCACAUUUUUUUUUAGAUUUCCUCACUGCAACCCAGAUCUUUUGAGACAGUGGGUGAUAAACAUGCGUCGGGACAGAUGGAUGCCAACAGCCAGGUCUCUUUCAUGUUCCAAGCACUUCACGCAACAGAGCUUCCAUAGGUUUGGACUAUGUGUUCAGCUCAUUGAUUCUGCUGUGCCAACAAUCUUUGAUAUACAUGUACCUCAUCAUCUAAAAAAGAAAUUUCCUGCUGUCCGUGUUUCUGCACCACCUUUGAAGGAACCAGAUGUUCAUUCUAGUCCACUGCCACAGCAAAGUACAUCAGCUGAUCCUCUGGCUGAGCACAGUUAUGCUACAAUGGAUUCGCCACGGAAAUUGACGCGCAGGUUAAACCUGUCCGAAGACAGACUGGAAAAAUGCAGAAAGAAACUAAAAGUAGUCCAUCAACGAACACGCCGUUUGAAACGAAAGGUAGAGACCCUGAAUGGUGUCGUCGAUGAGCUACGGAAUGAUCAGCUGAUUUCUACAAAUUGUGCAGCCUUACUUGAAGGGACUGUAGACGGCAUACCUAAAGAAGUGAUGAAUAGAAUCAUUGAGUACAUAAAUCGAGGAAAAAAUCAUCUGCUUAUCCUGAGGAGCUGAAGUCAUUUGCAUUCACAUUACUAUUCUACUCGGUAAAGGCUUAUGAAUACGUCAGAAAGAUUUGACUUGUGUCUAUAGGAUUGAUGGUGAUCCAGGUUUCACAAAACAAGCGUUCAUGUCACUCGCAGGAAAAGUGACCAGAAACAGAGAGGCUGGUAAAGAGACUGUCAUCGCCUUGAUGUUAGAUGCCUAAAAAGACCCUCUUCCCAAGAUCUUGGUCAUUGACCGCUAGAUCAAGACGAAAAUUGGCAUUCGUAUUACAACCAACGUUAUCUACAGAACUAUAUAUACGUAAUUAUUUGGCAAUUAUUCAGCUUAAUUUUCAAUUAAUUAAUUAUACUAAUUAAUGCAUGAAAUUACUUAAUUGGCCAUUAAUUUGUAAAUAAGGGCCCAAAACUGCUAAGUUUGAUCUAGAUACUCCUUUUCUGCAUUCUUAUUGAAUACCCAUUAAAAGAUUUCAGUGCUUAUCAUUUUUUAAUGUAUUUUAUUGUUUUACAAAAUUUGUCCAACAAUUGUAUUUAUGCGGGCCAGAAUAUGUGCAGAAUUUUGAACCAUUAAAAACUUUGCCUUCAGGAACCAUUAAAGAACAUCAUUGUGUAAUG
This is a messenger RNA of Lytechinus variegatus (green sea urchin), 1227 nucleotides long. Its product is annotated as THAP domain-containing protein 6-like. The coding region runs from base 68 to 625 and encodes 185 amino acids. The record is from RefSeq and is a predicted model, not a curated record. The transcript has 2 exons. NCBI's taxonomy places the organism in Eukaryota, Metazoa, Echinodermata, Echinoidea, Temnopleuroida, Toxopneustidae.